AUGCAUCGCCAAUCCGUCGUGCGGCUGUCUCGCCAGCUCGGAGCAUUUCCGCUGGUCGAAUUGCCUCCCCCGUACCUCGCGCCGUCUCUCCAUUUCCCCCUGAACCGGUCGUCCGUCCAGACUUCGAACUUUUCGUCAACCGCCCCGGCAGCCGGCCAUGGGAAAGAUUUAAACAAGUCCCGUGCUGUGUCUGCGAUUCACCGAACCGGACCAAGGUUCAAGCUGGGAGCGUCAAAAUACCCACUGCCCAAACCUGUUUCUCCUGAGAAACUCGAGAAGCGUGAAAGCACGCCGGAUCAUGGACUCUGGGGAUUCUUCCCCAAGGAUCGUUCAGCAUUGAGCACUCCCGAAUAUGAUAACGCACAUGGUCGGUCUUGGUCGAUCCAAGAACUUCGCGAAAAGUCCUGGGAAGAUCUCCACAGCCUGUGGUGGGUUUGUCUCAAAGAAAAGAACCGUAUAGCCACCUCAAAUUUGGAGAGGAAGCGCCUAAAGGCAGGCUACGGAGAAUGGGAAGCCAACCAGCGGCUUCGCACUGUAUGAUUUCCUUAAGUCCUGAAAUAUGAUGAAAACUGACGGUGCCACAUAGAUUCGCGUCACGCAACUUAACAUUAAGCACGUUCUCCGAGAAAGGUGGUAUGCUUGGGAGGACGCUCAGAAUCUUUAUAAGAAAGGCUACCGACCUCAAAACGAGGAUACUGAGGAGUCAGCGUGAUGUUUCAGAGAUCAUUGCGUACCUUUCUGGACUUUCUCUUUUCUAAGACCUGUACUUUCUAUGUGUAGUUUUAGCAGCACAAAUAAUAUCUGUUUUGGAUAUUGCUC
Messenger RNA from Aspergillus nidulans FGSC A4, 819 nucleotides. RefSeq names its product mitochondrial 54S ribosomal protein uL29m (gene mrpl4). Gene Ontology annotation, cellular component: mitochondrion; mitochondrial ribosome. Gene Ontology annotation, molecular function: structural constituent of ribosome. Lineage: Eukaryota; Fungi; Ascomycota; Eurotiomycetes; Eurotiales; Aspergillaceae. The transcript has 2 exons. The record is from RefSeq and is a predicted model, not a curated record. Bases 1 to 540 code for a protein of 179 amino acids. Gene Ontology annotation, biological process: translation.